UACUAUAGAGUGCUCUCUUCCCUCUGUGUGUAACAUUACCAAAUGUCAUGAAAGAGGCACAAGAAUCUUGCAUAUCUAGGAGCUAUUUUAGUCAACAGGAGUGUUAAAAACAGGGAUAUAAACAAAUUCAAAAUUUCUUCUAUAAGUUUUUGGAAAAAACAUUGAAAUUAUUUAUUGAUGUUGACAUUUAUUUACAUUUAUAUGUUUUAAGAAUUAAAUAUCAAAUUGAAAAGUGUAUUUAACAUUACGAAUAUGGCAUGACUUUAAAUGUUGCUACUACUGGUUCAAUGAUUCAUAUGAUAUCCUGUUCUGUUGACUGUAGGUUUAGACGAAAACAUCAUCCCGGUUAUGGCGCGAGCAAAGUCUGCGUCGGUCCUAGGAACGUCGGCAUUCGGAGGUUUCAACAUGGUGCCGUCAUUACGUCCCCUGGAAACCCUACACAACAAACUAACGAUGAGAGAUAUGGAUUUAUUCUUUGGGCGAGUCACCACUACCAAGUUUACCGCAGUGUCCUCUCCGCCCUAUGGGUCGUCAUCAACCACACCUGUCGUCUCACCAAGACCACCCACUUUUAUCAAAGGUACAGGUAUCAGCCUGCCUUCCUCGAGUAACUCCAGCGCUGGUCCUUCAUCACCAACAUCAGGAUCAACACCAGUCGACCUCGUCAGUCAGCUUCGUCUCUAUAUCAAAGAGAUAGAUUCUGGUCAAUCAGAAAUGCUGACAGGACAAUCAGAAACUGAUUCCAGCCAAUCAAAUGAGUUGACUGAAAAUAAAACCGACAAUUUUGGUAAGACCUGUCCGGUGGUCGCAGACACUGAUGUGGCUAAAUCGUGUGAAUACACUGGAAAUAGAUUCAAGGUCAGUCAGACAGAGAACGGAACACUUCCAGUUAAGUCUGAAAAAAGUGACCAAGCAGAAGUCGCCGUUUCUAAAACAAACUGUCAGCCAGACUGGGUUAGUUCUGAUACACAAAAAUCAGGAAUGGGAUCAGAUACAAAAUCAAAACAGAUCAAUAUGGAACAGGAAGUGACAUCACACGAAGAAAGAAGUAAUACUGAGUGCUCAGGCGGAACUGAUUACGAUAAAAAUGACAAAGAAAUCGGAAAAACGAAAAAGUCUAAAAAUGAUAAAUUUGUAAUAGAUACUGUAAGUGAUGAACAACAUCAUUGUUGCAAAUAGCGGAAUCUCAGUUAUUCAUGAAAACGUUUUUAAUUGGUUUGAGAUGUUGGUGUUGACCGCCACCACAGUUUAAUCGAAAGAUUUACCUCUAAUAUGAAAGAUAUCUGAUUAUCAACAUAAAAAAAAAUAUUGUCACUGCCUAUGUCAUCGUAAGUGGUGAUGUAACCUAACUGCAUGGGAUUCUGUCGAUUUUUAGGUUCUGGUGAAACUGAAACAAAGUUGGAAUAAGUUGUAGCGCAUCGCAGUAUGAUAAGUUAUUCCUGUCGCUGAAUACCCACAAAACGUGUUCUCGUUGGAUGCUGAAUGGAGCAUCAUUUAUGGAUUUAUUUUUGUGUGCUUUUGCACAGCUAUGAUACUGUUAAAGAUAGCGACAUAGAAACACUAUACACUAAUAGAUGAAUAUCAGUAAUACCUUUUCCUAUGUAUUAACUCUCAUGGUAUAUAUAUAAUUAUCAAUAAUAAUACCUAUGUAGGAACUCUCAUGGUAUAUAUGUCAAAUUAUAAAUAAUAAUUCCCUUUCCUAUAUAUAGUAACUCUCAUGGUAUAUAAAUAUAUAUAAUUAUAAAUAAUGACUUUUUCCUAUGUUGUAAUUCUCAUGGCAUUUACCUUUUCUAUUACUGUAAAAGUCACACACAAUUUUUCCCUGUAGGACUUAAUUGUGUUAGACUUUUAACUUUUUACAUCUAAUUAUACAUGUAUUGGACUCGGUUGUUGGGAUGUGACAUAUUCUAUUAUGAUGAUUGUACAAGUUUUUAAGUGUGAAGUAUUCAAAUAUGAUUAAUGUACAAGAUGUUGAGAUGUUAAUUAUUUUAUUAUGAUAAUUAUGUGAGUUGUGGAGAUGUGAAGUAUUCUAGUA
Messenger RNA from Pecten maximus, 2035 nucleotides. RefSeq names its product inositol hexakisphosphate and diphosphoinositol-pentakisphosphate kinase 1-like. The coding region runs from base 349 to 1179 and encodes 276 amino acids. The transcript is spliced from 3 exons. The record is from RefSeq and is a predicted model, not a curated record. Lineage: Eukaryota; Metazoa; Mollusca; Bivalvia; Pectinida; Pectinidae.